Molecule: messenger RNA, 1978 nt
Organism: Liolophura sinensis
Lineage: Eukaryota; Metazoa; Mollusca; Polyplacophora; Chitonida; Chitonidae
Product: AT-rich interactive domain-containing protein 5B-like
Exons: 11
Coding region: 193-1716 (507 amino acids)
Biological process (GO): regulation of transcription by RNA polymerase II
Cellular component (GO): nucleus
Molecular function (GO): transcription cis-regulatory region binding
Source: RefSeq, a predicted model, not a curated record
AAUAGGAAAGUUUGCGUAUCGGAAGUUCAUAUUGUUAGAAAACAUAGCCAGAAAGUGUAAUAUGAAUGCAUUAUGAUAACGAGGUCAGGUCAGUCCCAGCUCGUGACGUCACUAAUUAGGGGGGCCAAAUAUAAAAUGUAUUGUCAAGACGUUUGAUGCCGUAAUCUCGGAUGUGUGCCCUAAUUUGGUGUAAUGGAUGACCAAAAAGUGCAGUUUAUCGGCAAUCCCUGUGGACACCAUGGAUCGUACACUUUCUACAAAGCAUUUAAAUUUAAUCAGGGUAACAACUGCCGAAUUUUGACGUUGGGAGAAUUUUUCUUCGUCAAGAUAUUUAGCGAAGCGCCUGUUUGCAUUAGCGAGCUGCAGCUAUUGUGGGAAGACAAAAAUAACUCUCAACUUUUAUCCAGCGUCCGGCUUUAUUAUUUACCAGAACAUACUCCAGAAGGAAAACAAGAAUUUCAUGGACAGGAUGAAGUCCUUGCUGUGUCAGAGAAAAUUAUUCUUAAGUUGGAGGACCUGGUCAGCCUUAUCAAAGAUGGUGUGUCAUGGGAGACUGGCAGUGUCCCCUUCCAGGAUACCACGACAGACUCAGAUAAUGAUAAACAGCCUGUUAACCUGGCCAAAUCCUUUGCCGCUAACAACUUUGGCCUAAAGUUCAAGGGCCACAAUGAAAAUGAUGUUGUUGAUGGUGGGCCUACUGACUCCACCCAAGUCACCAUUCUGAGCUACCCGCGCUACUGUCGGUAUAGAGCAGUGAUGAAACGACUGGAAAAGUGUGAGGACCAGUGGUUACGGAAUGCCCUUGUUUGUGCAAUUGGAGGAUUUACUGUAAAAAAUAGCAACUCUCGUGUGGUGUUCUGUCGAGAUACUUUUGAUGAUCCAGAGCUGGACAAUUUAGAGAUUCGAUGUGAUCAUUUGGCACCAAAUUUGAAAGGUCGUCCUAGGAAGAAACGUGUAUUAUCAAAGAAAGAAUCGUCACAAGAUUCUGACAGCUGUGAAUCUAACGGUGACCUGUUUGUCCCACCAAGUGGCUGCAGGAGUAAACCAUCACCUUUGAAUGUUAGAACACGGAAGGACAGCCAUAAGAAUGGUGCAUUACUCACUGAUAAGAAGGACAUAACAAAAGAGGAAGAAGCUUUCCUUCAGUCCCUGCACAAGUACAUGAGAAGUAGGAAAACCCCCAUAGAGAGGAUUCCAUCUUUGGGCUUUAAACAAAUUGACAUAUAUGUGUUUUACACGUAUGCUCAGAAAUUGGGAGGCUAUGAUCAGACAUUGGAGUCAAUGUUUGAUAUGAUAACCCAAAAGAGGCUGUGGAAACAUUUGUACGAUCAGCUAGGUGGUAACCCUGGGAGUACUAGUGCUGCCACCUGUACCAGGAGACAUUAUGAAAGGCUGUUGCUGCCUUAUGAGCGACACAAGAACGGUGAAGAGGAUGAGCUUCUUACAAAAUCCUCAUCUGUGAACUCAGCGUCUGGCAAAAAUGAAAACCAUGAAGGGGACACGAAAACUGUCAAGACUGAUCCAGACAGUCAGGAAAACCACAAGCACAAGAAGAUCAAACAAACUGGAACGAGCCGUGGAUCUCCUGUCAGCGAGCACCAGAGUCUUUCCCUGACCCCCUCAGGUUGGAGACAGUGUCAGACCAGUGCUGACAGAACAGUCUGUAAACAGGAAACCAGAAGGGCAGAACUCCAUGAAGAUUCACUCCAGAAAUGAACAAUCAUCAUAUAGUGAACAUGGAGGUGAUGUCUCCAGAGAUGACAGACCCAAAGCACAGGUCAUCAGAAAUAGGUCAAAAGUCAGUAUCCUUAGCCCUAUAACAUCCCAAAAGGGCCAUUCACCAUUCAUCAUCGCAGUACCAUGCUCCUAUUAUACACCACCCGUAUCAGAAAAGCCCUUCCUUACAGUCGCCCCCUCAUCUUCACCCUGUCCACUCAGCAAUCCUUGGCUUCCCCACCUCACAGUUUGGUAGGCCUUU